Messenger RNA from Thalassophryne amazonica, 3209 nucleotides. It is a transcript of the gene frmd4ba, whose product is annotated as FERM domain containing 4Ba. The record is from RefSeq and is a predicted model, not a curated record. Gene Ontology annotation, cellular component: adherens junction; bicellular tight junction; cytoskeleton. NCBI's taxonomy places the organism in Eukaryota, Metazoa, Chordata, Actinopteri, Batrachoidiformes, Batrachoididae. Gene Ontology annotation, biological process: establishment of epithelial cell polarity. The coding region runs from base 12 to 3194 and encodes 1060 amino acids. The transcript is spliced from 23 exons.
UACUGCUGGCGAUGGCUGCACGCAUCGUACGAGGGAUGGAAGAGCUGGUAGCAUCAAGCAGCCAGUUAGUCUGGAGCUUGGCACAUCGGACCUUAAGGAGGUGGUACCAUCACGGACUGAUGCCCUGUCGGCGUUUCCUGGAACCGUGGUUUAGGAUUGGAAAAUGUUACCAGAUGGCAGAGGGCCGUCAGUGCCAAAUUCACCUCCUUGACAGCAGGAAGCUGGAGCUGCUGGUUCAGCCCAAGCUUCUGUCUCGUGAGUUGUUAGAUAUGGUGUCUUCACAUUUCAACCUGAAGGAAAAAGAAUACUUUGGAUUGUGCUUCAUAGAUGACACAGGACAGAAUAACUGGCUGCAUUUGGACCGUAAAGUCCUGGACCAUAACUUUUCCAAGACAUCCGGUCCUUUGGAGCUCAGGUUCCUUGUGAGGUUUUACAUUGAGAGGAUCACAUUCUUAAAAGAAAACACAACGGUGGAGCUCUUCUUCCUAAAUGCUAAAACUUUAGUGUUUAAUGAGACCAUCGAAGCGGAGAGCGUAAACAUUUUCAAGUUAGCCGCAUUCGCAUUGCAGGAGGCCAAAGGAAACUACAGCAGUGCUGAAACUGCCAGAUCAGACUUGAAGCAGCUCCCAGUUUUGCCCACUCGAGUCCUGAGAGAACAUCCAUCUCUGAAUUACUGUGAGGACAGAGUGAUUGAGCAUUACAAGAAGCUGAAGGGACUGACCAGAGGACAAGCUAUUGUACAGUAUUUGAGUCUGGUGGAAUCCCUGCCGACUUAUGGAGUCCAUUAUUAUCCAGUGAAGGACAAGCAGGGAAUACCGUGGUGGCUUGGACUCAGCUACAAAGGAAUUGGGCAGUUUGAUUUGCAAGACAGGCUGAAACCAAGAAAGUUGUUUCAGUGGAAGCAGUUGGAGAAUUUGUAUUUUCGUGAGAAGAAAUUUGCAGUAGAAGUGAACGACCCACACAGAAGAACAGUAACCAGGCAAACGUUUGGACAGACUGGCCUGGUUAUUCACACAUGGUACGCCAGCCACUCUCUGAUUAAAACCAUCUGGGCGAUGGCCAUCAGCCAGCACCAGUUCUACUUGGACAUGAAGCAGAGCAAAGCAAAGAUGACCACAGCUAGGAGUUCAGGAGACAUUGCCAUGGACCUGACAGAGAUCUGUACCCCCCGGAUCAGUAAAUUGUCCCACAUUGACAGCAAAGAUGAGUUCAUCAUGGCCAGCAAUGGAAGCCUCAUCUCUGCUGGUUCUGCUGACUCUGAGGUCAGUGAUGAACAGAAGAAAGAGAAGAUUUCUGAGUUGAAGAAGAAAGAGAAGGCCCUUCAGGACACACUGACUCAGAAACUGGAGGAGCUGAAGAAGCUCUGCAUGAGAGAAGCUGAGCUCACUGGGAAAUUGCCAAAAGAGUAUCCCCUGAGCUCAGGUGAGAAGGCGCCUCAGGUGCGACGGCGUGUUGGGACUGCCUUUAAACUAGAUGAACUCUUCCCCUACAAUGAGGACCCCUAUCUGAGGAAUAUGGAGAGCAGGUUUGGCCUGCAGCAGAAGAUCGUGGAAGCAGCCAUGAAGUUAGCUGACGAGGGUGACCUCUGUAAGACAGUGAAGAAAAAGAGGAAAAACAACUGCCUAGAUGCAAUGAGGAAGUUAGAGGAGAUGGAAAAGGAAAUUAACGCCUAUAGGGUCAAGAUUGGGAAGAAACCCACCCAAAGAGCUUCACUGAUCUUAACAGAUGAUGCCAAUACUUUAGACAUCAGUUCUCUGUCUGACAGCCUCACUCUGGACGACGAUGAUGAUCUCACUUCUCAAAGGCAGCGAUCAAGAUCAGUCCAGUACUCUCCAAGACCCCACCAUGCAAAAACACUGGGCAUCCACUACAGUAACGAGAGACGGAUCUCUGCCGCCGAACACCAUGCAGACAGCAGGUUAGAUUAUGUCCCAGCCCAGGAAUCGCUCCACUACAGUCACAGUGAUACCUUAUCAGGAGUCAGCAGUCCUCACAAGCCAGCUUCCAGGCAGCCACGUGAUGCACGCAGCAUGCCCCCCACCCCACUCCUCACCCGCAAUGCCUCCAGCAGCACCCAGCUAAGAUCUGAAGAUGCUCCAGCACACUUCCGUCAGCGCAGUGGUAGUCUGGAGUCUCAGCCUCAGGUCUUGACAGACGGCGAACCACCAGUGCCUACAUUCACCUUGUGUCCGACGCGGCGCAGCAACAGUACAGAGGUUCUUGAUGAUGGCUCCUCCUACACAAGUCAAUCCAGCAUAGAGUAUAACAUCCCUGGUAACCACACCCACCGACGCAGAGUCCGUGGCCGCCGCAAAAAAGACAUAUACACAAACACAGGGAGCAUGCCCAAUUUGGCUCAACCAGACUCUCGUGGCUACAUGUAUCAGCCUCAGGGCCACCCCACCACCACAGCGUACUAUGUGACAGGAUACCCCACCUAUUCAGACCCAGACCCCUACACCAAUGGAGUUUACAUGUAUGACAAUGAGAUGGAGGGACACUACAGUGUCAGUGCGUCCUAUCACCCCAGCACAACAGCCUAUCACAGCCAAGAUAUCUACAGUCACUGUGGUAAUGACAAGAUGGACAGCAUGUCACAGAACCCAUAUGCUACACUACGGCCCCCUAGGAACCGCCCAGUGCCCCAAAGUAACAAACAGGUUGCCAAAAACAUCCAGAAAGCGUUGGUAACUGAACACCUGAGAGGCUGGUAUCAUCGCAGUGCUGCAUACAAACAGGCAGCCUAUGAAUAUGACUAUGACAGAGGCUCCCAUCAGAGCGUGAGCUACCAGACCAUACCUGCACCUUACAGCCACAACAGGAACAUCUGCUAUUCAUCAGCGUCCUCUGGGGGAAACUGGCACGGUCAUGUGAGCAGCAGGAUGGUGGAAUGUGACAUGCUCGUGCAUGAGCAGCCGUCCUACUCUUACAGCACAGCUCCGUACACCCACUCCGCCUACAACAGAUAUGGGGCCUCCCAGCUUUUAAAUGGCUCCUGGCACAGCCCUGAUGGCCGGAGGUGCUGCGCCGGCUUUUCCCCGAUUAAAUCCUCCUGCUCAGCUCCUCCCUCGUCUUCUUUCCCCUUCUCCUCUGCUGGCUGUGGAGCAGGGUGCCUGGCCUCCUGCCGUGCACAGCCGCAGUCUGCCAGACGACACAGGCUCAGUCAGGUGUCCUUUGCUAAAGGAAGCACAUAGUAAGUGUCCAGAGUG